AUGGAUAUUCCCGCGCGGAUCUUAGUGGGGUUGCGGUGCCGGCCUCCGUUCGACCACGAAGUCCAUUGGGACACCACCUUCGCUCCUGCGUUGCAUUUUGGUGACCACGCCGUCCACGUGGCCCCAGGUCGACACUACAGCCAGCGUUCAUUUGGGUUUGACUACGUCUGGCCACCGUCUGCGUCGCAAGAGCAGCUGUACCACGACGCAGUGUUCCCCAUCGUCCAGCACGUUCUGCAAGGCCAUGAUGGCACGGUGAUGGCAUACGGACAGACCGGCACAGGCAAGACGUAUACCAUGGGGUUUCUAGACCCAACGCUCCCGCCAUCGCAAGCCGGCAUCAUUCCUCGCGUAUUCGAGCAUCUGUUCAACGCGACUCAGCAUGACCCGUCUGCAUGUCGCAUUUCCGUGUCGUUUCUUCAAAUUUACAUGGAGAACGUCUACGAUCUACUCGUGCCCCCCACAAACUACGGCAGCCUCGAGCUGCCCGUGCGACCAACAUCCGACGGCCGUGCGUUUUAUGUCGACGGGCUACAAUCGUACGACAUUGGAUCGUUGGACGAAGCGCAUGGAUUGAUUGGUGUAGCCAUGCUCAAUCGGUCGCUGGCGUCCACGGCACGAAACCUGACGUCGUCUCGCAGCCACACGAUGCUUAAGAUCACGCUCACGCGGGACAACCACAUGUCGACGUUUUCGCUAGUCGACCUGGCCGGGUCCGAGCGGCCAACGGCGGCUGGCAGCCAUUCACUUGAUCACGUGGACGUCUCAUUCGCGGCGCGAGAACGCGUGCAGAAACGGCUGAAUGAAGCUAAGUUUAUCAACUCGUCGCUGUGUGCGCUAGGCAAUGUCAUCGCAGCGUUGUCGCAGCCCGAAAAGCAGCUACAGUCCAGAUGUCGAGAAUCGAAACUGACAAAGCUGCUCAAGGGGGUCUUGGGAGGCUGCCAUGUCACCCUUGUGAUUGCCACCGUCGACGCCGCGCCACAGAGUCUUGGCGAGACCAUGAGUACUCUCAAAUUCGCCGCGCGUUGCAAGAAGGUUCCGCUUCGACCUGAAACUGCUGCCGAUCAUCCAAGUCAGCACAAACAACCACGUAAGAAGUCGGCCGUCAUGACGGACGCCGUCACCCAGACGAGCUUGACGAUGACGAGGAUCACGGAAGCGGACGAGGUGAUGCGGAGGACUUACGAGGCCAGGGAAAUGCAGUUGCAUAUGCUGUACCAAGAACAACUCCAUAAGCUUCGCCGGGUGCUCGAAGAAAGCGAGCGGGUCCGCUUGGGUUGCACUUCUCAUGUCGACCGCGCGUCCAUUAUGAAUCUGUCUUUGUCUGACCUUGACGUCGGCUACGUGGAAGUGAGCUCGGACGACGGCAGCAACGACAACGAUGACUUUAGCCAAGUGCCAGACCUAUAA
Molecule: messenger RNA, 1410 nt
Organism: Aphanomyces astaci
Lineage: Eukaryota; Oomycota; Saprolegniomycetes; Saprolegniales; Verrucalvaceae
Exons: 6
Coding region: 1-1410 (469 amino acids)
Biological process (GO): microtubule-based movement
Cellular component (GO): kinesin complex; microtubule
Molecular function (GO): microtubule binding; ATP hydrolysis activity; microtubule motor activity
Source: RefSeq, a predicted model, not a curated record